AUGGAGAAUGCCAGCGAGGAGUUAUGGGGGCACGCUGGCGGCAGGUCCUCCACCGACGCAGCGUACGACCUCUGUCUCGAUAAGGAAGCGGCCCAGCUCGUGGGCGACCACUCGCUGGUCGUGUUGCUGGGCAUGCUGAAGUGCUGCGAGACGGGAAUACACUCAGCCAUGUUCGACGAGUGCAGGGCGAACAGCAUCCGGCUCUCGACCACAGUGGCCACGGAUAUCAAGCCCCGCGACUUUGUGGACGACGUGGCCUUCAGGGUCGGCUCGGGCCCCGGUGGCUCGCGCCAGGUCGCGGCCACAAAGGUGGUGAAGUCGGGGCACCUCGCUAUGACAAGGAAGGCGGCGUACCACUUCAAAGUUUUCGCCAAGAUGUUGAAGAUAAUGGAAAAACCGCACGUGCGCUACGUCGGCCACGACCUGGCAGCGGAUGCGGCGGUGCGAGUUGCGCAGAAGACCCCGUUGAAGCAGAUGCAUGACAGGAAGGGCCGCCUUCGGACGUUGCAGCGUGGCGCGGGCAAGGCACGCGUGGCUAUUAGUGUGGACGUCAAGGGUGCGACCGUCUGUGGAUCACG
This is a messenger RNA of Prorocentrum cordatum, 578 nucleotides long. The record is from the annotation of a GenBank genome assembly. Lineage: Eukaryota; Dinophyceae; Prorocentrales; Prorocentraceae.